Oldenlandia corymbosa var. corymbosa is the source of this 2607-nucleotide messenger RNA. The record is from the annotation of a GenBank genome assembly. Lineage: Eukaryota; Viridiplantae; Streptophyta; Magnoliopsida; Gentianales; Rubiaceae.
AUGAACUACUCUGCCAUUUUCCUGCUCCAAAGGCGUUCAAAGCCGACGCCAUCCCUCCACCACAGCCUCGCCUUCCUCCGAUUCAUGGGCGGAGGAGCCCGAACUUUUCCGGGUGGACUGAACAAAUGGCAAUGGAAACGCCUCCACGAGAAAAAAGCCCGAGAAAAAGAAAAACGCCUGCUUGAUCAGGAAAAGCAAAUUUACCAGGCCAGAGUUCGUUCCCAAAUCAGGGCUAAUCUCUCUGCUUCGCAGAAUCCCAGUUCUGGGCUCGACCCGGCUCAACAGAGCUCCGAUUUCGGCCCUGUAUCGCCUCAAGAACACAUUAAAUCCCUCGCCGAUCGGUUUAUGAAAGAAGGCGCUGAAGACUUGUGGAACGAAGAUGAUGGUCCAAUUAAAGCUUCUGCACCGCAUUUGUCUUCGAGGAGAGUCACUGGUGAGCCUAUUGACAUACGAAAAUUGAUUUCUGAAUAUCAUAAUUUUUCAGAUAGUGGUGUUAAUAAGAGUGGGAACCGGAAUACUUCGCUAGAUAAUUCUUUUAGGGGUCGGAAUUUUUCCAGUGGUUCUGCCGGUUUAAUGCGGUGGUCUGGACAUAGUUUGAAGGUUCACUCUGGAACUGGGAUUUUGCCCCAUUCAAAUAAUUGGUUGAUCCAGAGACGCUUCUUAUGGGAUAUGGGGAGAUGGAUGAGGUUGGGAAUAGAUGGAAAUUGCGGCAAUGGAAGUAGCAUUUCUAUGAAUUUGGAUAGUCUAAUGACAUUGAGACGUUAUUCUGUGGACACAAGAAGUCCAAAGAGGCCUAAAAAGAAAAAAAUUAAAAAGGUAAGACAUUUUACAACAAAUGAGAGUUCUUCAAGUGAGGAUUGUUCAGAUUCGGAAGUUAGUGAGGUUGGUUCAUCAAAUUAUGGAAAAGUUAGGUGGCCAAGUUUUAAACAUAGUAUAAAUGGGAGUAAUUUGUCUGAUUCUGAUACAGACAAUGAGGGAAGCCGUGACGAAAGGGGACAUGGGGGAAAGGUGAAGGGGAUGAUGAGCAGUGCUGCACUUGGGAAGCAUGAUGUGAAGAUAAAGAAGAAAGUGCCCUUGGAGUUUGUUGAAGACGAAGAGGAUGUGUCACAACAAGUAGAGAUGAUCCGUUACCAGCUCAAGAAUAGGCAUCUUGAGGAACCUGAAGUGGGAAAAUUUGAGGAGACUAUUUAUAGUACAAAAAGGUUUGAUGAGUAUGAAGUCUCCCGUUUGACUGUUAAGGCCCUUAAUGAAGCUGGUUAUGUGCAAAUAACCAGAGUUCAGGAGGCUGCACUCUCUACUUGCCUCCAGGGCAAAGAUGUUUUGGUUAAAGCUAGAACUGGCACUGGCAAAACUGCUGCCUUUCUGCUUCCUGCUAUUGAAACAGCUUUAAAGGCAUCAAAUAACAGUUCAAACCAACGGAUCUCUCCAAUUCAUGUUCUUAUCUUGUGUCCUACUCGAGAACUUGCAAGUCAGAUAGCUGCAGAAGCUACUGUAUUGCUGAAGUAUCACGAUGGCAUUGGUGUGCAGACACUAGUUGGAGGAACACGUUUUAAGGUUGAUCAGCAACGCUUGGAAUCAGAACCUUGCCAGAUAAUAGUUGCAACUCCUGGUAGAUUGUUGGAUCAUGUUGAGAACAAGUCUGGAAUAUCUGUACGUUUAAUGGGACUCAAGAUGCUUAUACUUGAUGAGGCAGACCGAUUGCUGGACCUUGGUUUCAGGAAAGACAUGGAAAAAAUUGUUGAUUGCUUACCUCGACAGAGACAGUCCUUACUCUUUUCAGCCACAAUACCAAAGGAGGUUCGCCGGAUUUCACAGCUUAUAUUGAAAAGAGAACACGAUUUUGUGGACACAGUUGGCUAUGCAUUGGAAGCAAAUCCCAAGGUACAGCAAUCUUAUCUUAUCGCACCGCAUGAACAGCAUUUCCAGAUUGUUUAUCAUCUCCUAAAGGGACACAUAUCAGAAGUUUCAGAUUUCAAGGUUAUUGUUUUCUGUACAACAGCUAUCGUAACAUCCCUCCUGUAUUCACUUCUACGCGAGAUGAAAAUGAAUGUGAGGGAGAUACAUUCAAGAAAACCUCAGAUUUAUAGGACUCGAAUAGCUCAAGAAUUCAAGGAAGCUAAAAGACUUAUUCUAGUUACUUCGGAUGUCACAUCUCGGGGAAUGAAUUAUCCCGACGUUACACUGGUUAUCCAGGUGGGCGUUCCUCUAGAUAGGGAACAAUAUAUUCAUCGCCUUGGAAGAACAGGACGUGAAGGCAAGCAGGGAGAAGGCAUACUUUUGCUUGCACCAUGGGAGGAUUCUUUCUUGGAUAAUUUGAGUGACCUCCCUCUUAAGAAAUGCUCUACUCCUUGUUUAGAUCUUGAUGACAAUACAAAGAUGGAAGCAUGUCUUGCAAAGAUCGACAAAGGCCUCAAGGAGGCAGCAUAUCAUUCAUGGCUAGGGUAUUAUAAUUCAAUCAAGGAAAUAAGCAGAGACAAAACGACCCUGGUUGAGCUGGCCAAUCAAUUUUGCAAGUCAAUUGGUUUAGAAAAGGCUCCCGCACUCUUCAGGAAAACAGCAUUGAAGAUGGGUUUGAAAGAUAUUCCGGGCAUUAGAAUACAAAAGUGA